Messenger RNA from Pelobates cultripes (western spadefoot toad), 383 nucleotides. The record is from the annotation of a GenBank genome assembly. NCBI's taxonomy places the organism in Eukaryota, Metazoa, Chordata, Amphibia, Anura, Pelobatidae.
CUAGCAGCAGAAAAGAUGACGAACCUACACACCACACCGACCAAGCUCCAAACCACACCGACAGACAGCCUGGAUCACUACCUGAUAAAUCAGUCAGCAGGACUCACAAGUCCGAGACCGAGAGAGGACCAGCUACACUCCAAGCGCAACCGGCGAGCCUCCAGAGCCGGCAUCGGCUGAGCAACGACUGCUACAACGAGCAGAGGCACGGGAGAAUGAUAAUCUGUGACCCCGAGCAUGAUACCCACCUUACCGGACUAAGGACUACUCUGCAUAAGAAUAAUGGUAACGGGCGACAGCCUGUAGAUAACAUUUUAUUUUGUCAGCCCCCAUCCUGGGGAACAGAGCGGGACUUAAUUGGUCUACUCACUGCUGGCAAUUGA